AUGGCGUCCAAACCUUUCUCCAAAUCCUUCUUCGCCUUCUACCAAUUUAUUCAACGAAGGCUAGGGAAUCCACCAUGCCAGCACCAUCACCGGCAAAGCACGAGCGGGGUGCCUACCUAUCCUGUUAUCAUCCACGGGUGCCCACUAGCCUUUCAAGUUGAUGAUCACCUUCAGAACCAAGCUCUAGUUCUAGAUAUAGAAGGAGGUCUACUGAGGUCUUCAUCUCUUUUCCCUUACUUCAUGCUUGUUGCCAUAGAGGCAGAAGUACAAUCAAGAGUCAUGGUCAUGGUAUGCUUCUUGGGGUUAAAGGAGGAGAAGGUGGCUAGAGUGGCUAGGGCAACGUUGCCGAAGCAUUUUCUAGAGGAUAUAGGGAGGGAAGGGCUUGAGAUAGUGAGAGGGUUCAAAAGGGUGGUAGGAUUGAGUAGGAUGAUCCCUAGGAUUAUGGUGGAGGAUUUCCUCAAGGAGUACAUGGGGCUGGAGAUGGUGGUGGGAAGGGAGGUAAAGAUGGUGAGAGGGCGUUAUGUUGGUUUGUUGGAAAUGGAGAGUGAGAGAAAGUUAGGGCUGGAGAAGCUUGAAGGGACAGAGAUGGUAGGGUUUGGAAGCUGCACGGGCUAUUUUAGCCAUGAUUAUCACCAGCUCUUCACUUGUUGCAAGGAGGUUUACUUGGUGACCCCAGAACAAAAGAAACAAUGGUCGACCUUGCCAAGAGACCAGUACCCGAGGCCCCUGAUCUUCCAUGAUGGCAGGCUAGCUUUCAGGCCUACCCCUCAAGCCACCCUAGCCAUGUUGAUGUGGCUCCCGCUUGCUGUCCACCUUACCGUGCUCCGAACACUCGUCUUUGUGAACCUUCCAUACUCUAUCUCCCUCCCAAUUGGGAGUGCGACCGGAAUCACGACCCGGGUCAUCAACUCCCCAAUCUCUGGCAAUGGUUGCACAAACCAUGGAGCUCUUGCCCAGCCCAAUCAGCGGGGUCACCUAUACGUAUGCAACCAUCGCACACUCCUCGACCCAGUUUACAUCUCAGUGAUGCUGAACAAGAAGGUGUCAGCAAUGACAUACAGUGUCAGUUGUAUCAGUGAGCUCUUGUCACCCAUCCGGACCAUCCGACUGACUCGAAACAGCGAUGAGGAUCGCAGGAGAAUGGAACCCUUGCUGCAGAAGGGGGACCUAGUGAUUUGCCCUGAGGGUACCACAUGCAGGGAGCCAUACCUGCUCCGGUUCAGCCCGCUAUUUGUCAAGCUCGUCGAUGAGGUAUACCCAGUGGCACUGAUGAACUGGUCCAAUAUGUUCUACGGAACGUCUACUGGCAGGUCCAAGUACCUAGACCACUUCUACUACUUCAUGAACCCACAUCCAGCGUACGUUGUCCAGUUCAUGGAAAGGAUGCCAACCCAUGUGGUGACCAACGGCAGGAGAUGCGAGAGCUAUGAGGUGGCAAACAUGGUGCAGAGCGAGAUUGGUAGGGCUCUUGGGUUUGAACCCACUAAACUAACUCGCAAGGACAAAUACCUGAUUCUAGCAGGAAAUGAAGGGGUUGUGGAUGCAAAGCAGUAA
Miscanthus lutarioriparius is the source of this 1554-nucleotide messenger RNA. The record is from the annotation of a GenBank genome assembly. Lineage: Eukaryota; Viridiplantae; Streptophyta; Magnoliopsida; Poales; Poaceae.